Silurus meridionalis is the source of this 1313-nucleotide messenger RNA. Its product is annotated as macrophage mannose receptor 1-like. NCBI's taxonomy places the organism in Eukaryota, Metazoa, Chordata, Actinopteri, Siluriformes, Siluridae. The transcript is spliced from 4 exons. The coding region runs from base 213 to 1313 and encodes 366 amino acids. The record is from RefSeq and is a predicted model, not a curated record.
CUCUAACAAACUCAGAAGUGACCCACACCACUCUGCAGCUCUCUUCUGAACAGUUUGCAUUAAAAAAAAACCUGCGAAUAAUGUGAUCUACAAAUCAACGAAGAGUGUGUUCGCGUGACGUUUGUGCUUCCCAUCAUUGCGUCUGGUUGCGAUUUUGGGUUUCGCGCCGUCUCUCAGUGAUCUGUGCACACCUCUUACCAAGAGAUGCUGCCAUGUCCCGACGGCUGUUUCCGCGACUGAACGUGCGCUGGAUUGCGGCGCUGCUCGCGCACCUGCAGCGAGGUGAAAACUACGCUACAGAAGACUCUUCUAAUGCCAGCAAAACGUACAUAUUAAUCACAGAAUCGAAGACUUGGGAAGAUGCCCAGACUUACUGCAAACAAUACCACACAGAUCUAGCCGUCAUCGACAACAGUGAAGACAGUGCAGCUUUUCCUGUUGAUGCAGCAUAUGUAUGGAUUGGUCUGAUCUCCUCAUACUGGUCUGAUGGAGGGUUUUCAAGCUUCCGGUACUGGGCACAGGAUAAUUCCGAGUCAUCUCUUGAUGAUACAUGUACUGCUAUGGAUAAUUCUGGGGAAUGGAUCAGUAAACAAUGCAACCUCAAAAUGUCAUUCAUUUGCUAUGGAGGACCCCAGCCUGGCUCUUACCAUUACCACUAUGUGCCAUACCCAAGGACUUGGCUCAAAGCUCAGACAUACUGCAGAUUAGUAUACACUGAUCUGGCUACCAUCGAUAGCUCUGAUGAUGUGAAUAGUCUUAUGAAUAUAGUUGAUCCUGGCUACAGUGGUUCUUUAUGGAUUGGACUAAACAGAGCACAAACACAGUGGGGAUGGUCUCGAGGGGACCAAUCUGUUUUCACCAAUUGGGAUGUAGGAAGGCCAAAUGGUUCUGGACAAUGUGUAGUUAGUAUCAACAAUGUCUGGAGAGAUUACGAUUGCACAGCACCUUUGUAUUUUGUGUGCUACUCUGAGGGAACUGGAUACAUUAUGGUUGAGUCUAACAAAACAUGGCAUGAUGCUCAGAGUUACUGCCGAAGCAGCUACACUGACUUGGCAACAAUUCGCUCUCUGUGGGAACAGAGACAGUUGUUGCAGCUUGUUGGUAGAGGAGUAUUGGUCUGGGUUGGCUUAUAUCAAGACACCUGGGGGUGGUCUGACCAGUCAAGCUUCUUUUUCAGAAACUGGGCAUUUGGACAACCAAGUUCCAUGUCUGAUAAUUGUACUACUCUGAUGACAAGUGAUUCUGGAAAAUGGACUGUUCAGAAUUGUGACACAGCACUUCCUUUUAUCUGCUAUGGAGGCGAGUCUCAAUAG